AUUGUAACACCAGAUAAUGUGAUUUAACCCCACAAUUUCACAUUUAUACUGGUAGUUACAGUUGUGGCUAUACAAAACGUCGGCAGAUAUUUUUAAACUGACCUGGUAUAGGCGAUACCAUCUUCGUCCUCCAUUCCUUCAAACAGGAGUCUCGUAAAAUAUCUGUGGAGUUGCAGGGGGUUUGUUUGAAUUUAGAAAAUGCUCUGUUGUAAAAAGAAAUCUAAAUGUUUUGCACCUUGAAGUAAUUGAACAAUGUGUGUGGCACCACUGGGGCAGCAGGUAGCCUAGCGGUAAGGUGUGUUGAGACAGCAACACAAAGGUUGCUGUUUUGAAAAUCUGUCCACGUGCCCUCGAGCAAGACGCUUAACCCUAAUUGCUCCUGUAAAUCAAUCUGGACAACAGCAUCUGCUAAAUGACUGACAUGUAAAUAUAUUUUUCAAGUCUUCUCUCAUUGAUUGAGACGGGUGGGUCCAUGAUGACAGACACCUGUCUCCAUCAAUGAGAGAAGACUUGAAAUAGACAAGAUGGCGGGGUACACAUUGUUGGAUUGCUUCAUGGAACAAAACCUUUAUUUAUUUUAAUAACUGAGCAUUUUCUAAAUUCAAACGGAAUUUACACAGACAUUUUAAGAGACUCCUGUUUCCACAACUUGAGGUUGAAGAUAUUAUCGCCAAAACCAGGUGGGAGCCUGAGUCUGGAGGAGGUGCGGCUAAAGCAGCAGCAGGAAAUGCAGACCAGGAGGAAGCAGAGACAGACGAAGAAAUAUAUGUGUGAGACGUCGCCCGUGGUGUUGGGAUGAAGACUGAGCCACAGAGAGACAGGAAGCUGAAGUUAUCAUUAAAAUACAGACGCAUCAGCAUCAUCAUGUGAAUGAUGCUUGUUGCCUCCACAAGUAGAGGACAGACUACAGCAUCCAAUCACCCUGUCAUUCUAAUGAUGACACAACCCUAUAGAAUCCCUCCUCUCCUCCCAUUGUCAGGUGUGUUUUGUAUACCAUGUAACCUACAGAAGAUUUGUGUUAGCUCUUGUGGCACAGACACAGUAAAGGCGAGGGGCUUAAUCAUGGGCUGUGUCUGUUUUGAGAUUGCAAUUUAGUGGUGAAAUUAUUAUUUACUUUGUGAGCUGUGCGUACAGGGGGUCAAAUAGGCCCUACUCAUCACGUGAUCAUGGUUUCCUGGUCUCAAAGCUCCACCUCCUACUUGACUUCCCUUUCAGAAGUUUAGUGUGUGAACAUCGAUGGUUGACGUUAAUCUGUCAUGCGUUCUCUAAACUACCUGCUCGGAGAAACCAGACUGAACACACAGAAAACCCUGGGAGGAGAGAAAUGACCUUUACAACUACCGUGAGAAAUACAUACUAAAAACAGGGAUCUCACGCUGCUUAAUCACACUAGGUUUUUAACAAUCAGAAUCAAAAGGGAAAGUUAACUUUUGUACAAGGCUCUGUCAUUCUAGAGGAGGGAUUGUCACAAGAACAAAAUGGCUUCCAGAUUAUCUCUCCAAGAGGACGAUCUAUCCUGUGCUGUGUGCUGUGACAUCUUCAAGGAUCCUGUCAUCCUGUCAUGUAGUCACAGCUUCUGUAAAGCCUGUCUGCAGGAAUACUGCAGGGGGAAGGCAGAAAAGGAAUGUCCAGUUUGCAGGAGAAGAUCUUCAAGGGCAGAUCCUCCUUGUAACCUGGUCUUAAAGAACCUGUGUGAGGCCUUCUUACAGGAGAGGAGGCGCAGAGAUUCAGGGGAGUCUGAGGAGUGCUGCAUUCUGCACAACGAGAAACUCAAGCUCUUCUGUCUGGAUGAUAAACAGCCCAUCUGUGUUGUGUGUCAGACCUCAAAAACCCACAAAAAACAUGACUGCUGCCCCAUAGACAAAGCUGCACAGGACCACAGGGAAGAACUCCAGACUGUCCUGAAGCCCUUACAGAAGAAGCUGAAGGGCUUUAAUGAAGUUAAAGAAAUCUGUGAUGAAAUAGCAAAGCAUAUUAAAAACAAGGCCCAGAGCACAGAGAUACGGAUGAGAAAGGAAUUUGAGAAGCUCCACCAGUUUCUACGAGAGGAAGAGGAGGUGAGGAUAGCUGUUCUGAGGGAGGAAGAGGAGCAGAAGAGUCAGGUGAUGAAGGAGAAGAUUGAGGAGAUGAUCAGAGAGAUAUCAUCACUUUCAGACACAAUCAGAGCCUUAGAGGAGGAGCUGAGAGCUGAAGACAUCUCAUUCCUGAAGAACUGUAAGGUCACAGUGGUAAGAACCCAGUGCACACUGCCGGAUCCACAGCUGGUCUCAGGAGCACUCAUAGACGUGGCCGAACACCUGGGAAACCUGCAGUUCAGAGUCUGGGAGGAGAUGCAGGGGAUUGUGAAAUACAAUUCUGUGAUUCUGGACCCCAACACUGCCAACCCAAAUCUUAUCCUGUCUGAGGACCUGACCAGUGCCAUAUACAAUAAAGAGAGACAGCAGCUUCCUGACAACCCAGAGAGGUUUAAUUACUAUAAAAUGGUCUUGGGCUCUGAGGGCUUUACCUCAGGGACACACAGCUGGGACGUUGAGGUAGGGUUCAAUAAAGCCCUGGGUGUGAUAGCAGAGUCUGUCCAGAGGAAGGCAAAAGUAGAAAGUGGAUUCUGGUGUUUAAGCCUUUGGUGUGUAAGCCCCUGUGAUGCUUAUGGUUAUGAUGUUGAUGGUGAUAUUCAAUAUAAAGUAGAGUCCCCUCCGAGGCCAGACAUCCAGCUCAGAUUGAGAAAGAAACCCCAGAGGAUCAGAGUGCAGCUGGACUGGGACAGAGGGAUGCUGUCAUUCUCUGACCCUGAUAAUAACACACAUUUAUACACUAUUACACACACUUUCACUGAGAGAGUCUUUCCGUACCUUCUCAGUGAAUGUGCCCUACAGCCAAUGAGCAUAUUACCAGGGUAGGCCUCUGAUGGUGGAACAGAACACUUAGAGCUUAUACUGUAGAAUGUUAUUUGUGUUUCUUGUCUCAGUUAUGAAUUGCUCUAAGCAGAAGGAAGACAAAGCCUGGGAAGCAGUUAGUUAGGUAAACGCAUUACCUUUGUUAUUUUUGAAUGUAGCUGAAACUCUGGUUAUUUUUAAAUCCAUGAGCCAUGAAAAUGGUUAUAAUUUUUACUAUGCGUUGUUUAUUUUGUUUUUAAUAUUGAAUUGUAGAUUUGAAUUGGCUGAAAAUAAUUCGAAUUUGUGAUAUAAAUCACUCAAUAUAUAGUUUUAAUAUUUUGUAAAAUGAAUUUUAAUAAAAACAUACUGUAUAUA
Molecule: messenger RNA, 3248 nt
Organism: Oncorhynchus mykiss (rainbow trout)
Lineage: Eukaryota; Metazoa; Chordata; Actinopteri; Salmoniformes; Salmonidae
Source: RefSeq, a predicted model, not a curated record